Molecule: messenger RNA, 2259 nt
Organism: Jaculus jaculus (lesser Egyptian jerboa)
Lineage: Eukaryota; Metazoa; Chordata; Mammalia; Rodentia; Dipodidae
Gene: Gfod2
Product: glucose-fructose oxidoreductase domain containing 2
Exons: 3
Coding region: 256-1413 (385 amino acids)
Biological process (GO): extracellular matrix organization
Cellular component (GO): extracellular matrix
Molecular function (GO): nucleotide binding
Source: RefSeq, a predicted model, not a curated record
CCCUUCCAGAGCCCCGUGUUCCUUAGAAACCAGCCGGCGUGUUCCCGGUGUCCGUGCGUUAGAUUCUGGUCGCCGCCCAUCCCAUCUAACCUCUCUCAACGUGGCCUCUGAGAAGGAUCGGGACCCAUGGUCUCCGGUGCGGCACAGGGCGGGCGAUGCCAGCGUGCCAGGAGCCAUGUUUGACCAGAACUGUGGGAAGGGGAGCUGGAUGCUGGAGGCCCUUGUGAAGAGAUGACUUGUUGAGCUGAGGCCGGGAUGAAGAUGCUGCCAGGAGUGGGUGUGUUUGGGACUGGCAGCUCAGCCCGGGUCCUGGUCCCACUCCUGAGGGCAGAGGGCUUCACCGUGGAGGCCCUGUGGGGGAAGACCGAGGAGGAGGCCAAGCAACUGGCUGAGGAGAUGAACAUUACCUUCUAUACCAGCCGGACUGAUGACGUCUUGCUGCAUCAAGACGUGGACCUGGUGUGCAUCAACAUCCCCCCUCCACUCACUCGGCAGAUUUCCGUGAAGGCUCUAGGAAUCGGGAAGAAUGUGGUUUGUGAGAAAGCAGCAACGUCGGUGGAUGCCUUCCGAAUGGUGACAGCAUCUCGCUACUAUCCGCAGCUAAUGAGCCUGGUGGGCAAUGUGCUGCGCUUCUUGCCUGCCUUUGUGCGCAUGAAGCAGCUGAUCGCAGAACACUAUGUGGGUGCGGUGAUGAUCUGCGACGCCCGCAUCUACUCAGGCAGCCUGCUCAGCCCCAGCUAUGGCUGGAUAUGUGAUGAGCUUAUGGGCGGUGGGGGCCUGCACACCAUGGGCACCUAUAUUGUGGACCUGCUGACACACCUUACUGGCCGGAAAGCUGAGAAGGUGCAUGGGCUGCUCAAGACCUUUGUGAGGCAGAAUGCUACCAUCCAUGGCAUCCGCCACGUCACCAGCGAUGACUUCUGUUUCUUUCAGAUGCUCAUGGGCGGGGGUGUAUGCAGCACAGUGACACUCAAUUUCAACAUGCCAGGUGCCUUUGUGCAUGAGGUCAUGGUGGUGGGCUCAGCAGGACGUCUUGUUGCCCGGGGAGCCGACCUGUAUGGGCAGAAGAACUCUGCCACACAAGAGGAGCUGCUAGUGAGAGACUCCCUGGCUGUGGAUGCAGGCCUGCCUGAACAGGGGCCCCAGGACGUCCCACUGCUUUACCUGAAGGGCAUGGUCUAUAUGGUGCAGGCCUUGCGCCAGUCCUUCCAGGGGCAGGGGGACCGCCGUACCUGGGACCGCACCCCUGUCUCCAUGGCUGCCUCGUUUGAGGAUGGGCUGUAUAUGCAGAGUGUGGUGGACGCUAUCAAAAGGUCGAGCCGAUCAGGGGAGUGGGAGACUGUAGAGGUGCUGACAGAGGAGCCGGACGCUAACCAGAACCUGUGUGAGGCGCUCCAGCGGAACAACCUGUGAGCUUAUAUGCAUGGGCUUCCUGCCACAGGGUGGAGUGGACUGGGAGCAGACGGUAGUGUCUUUCGUUGAGUAAGUCAGCUAAGCCUGGAGCUGGGAGGAGACUGAAAGUGGCCCAGGAAAAUGCCUCAUCUCUCCACUCAUUAACUCCUCAGACUUGCAGGGCAGUUUAGGCUCUGCUGCCAUAGCUCAGGCAAGCAUGGUGCAGGGUGGGGCUGCUACCCAGUCUCUUGUGCCUCUACCAGUGAGCAAGGCCAGUGAAAGCUUGUGGGCUGUUCAGCCUCAUUUAUGGUCUGACAGCAUGACAGAACCCAACAAGAAGCCCGAUUGGCUGAGGCCUGAGGAAAGAUGGCAAGAAGCCUUGCUUUGUUGGGCUGGGGUUUCUCAGGAACUGUGAGGGCAACAGGUCAUCCCUCACUCACCUUCCCAUGUGAGUAGACCCUUCCAGAUCCCAGGCUGACCCUUCCUGCAGAGAAGAGAGUAUCAGUUACACAGCUCUUAGAGGCACAUGACCUAGGGAAGAGGGCCUUUUGACUUGGCAGAGAGGAGACGAGGGGAACUGUAGAACAUCAGGUGAGUGUCAGUAAAUAAGUCAGAAAACAUGACAUUAUACUGUGUGGUCGUUUGUUUGGCAGUUGGGUCUCUUCAAUAAUGAAAGGCUUGUUUAUUGCUUUAAAUUGUUUUGUCCUUUCCUUGUGGCUGCAGAGCAUCUCUGAGCCUGUUAUGGAUCUGUCACCAUCUGCUGGGCCAUACAGGUUCUUGUCACUGCUUGUUCUUAUCUCUGGCUUAUCCCAGAUGGCUAAGUCCCAGAAGUUCUCCAAAUAAAAAUGUUUUCUUGGGGCUAGGAAA